This is a messenger RNA of Phytophthora infestans T30-4, 1764 nucleotides long. RefSeq lists its product as uncharacterized. The transcript has a single exon. The coding region runs from base 1 to 1764 and encodes 587 amino acids. NCBI's taxonomy places the organism in Eukaryota, Oomycota, Peronosporomycetes, Peronosporales, Peronosporaceae. The record is from RefSeq and is a predicted model, not a curated record.
AUGACCCACCGGUUUCCGAUCCAGGCGUUGCCUCCGCUCGAGGUGAGUGAUCAGGAACACGAAGCCAGCAGGGAGUUUAUGCAGCAAUUGUUGGCGCACACCAUCCGCGAGUUUGAAUUCCACUCGUACCUCAACAGCGGCAUCGUUGACGCCCGACGUUGGAAGCCGCAGACGUCGCGUGACGAUAUUGAGCUGUAUCGUGAACGCAAGACUGGCGUGACGGGCAACAGCGUCUUCAACUCGGUUCGUCAAUGUAGACUCGACUUGCCAAUCUUUUCGUCAACGAUCGAGACUUUAGCGUCGCCCACAAUGCUCCUCACAGGUUACGGUCAAGGUCGAGUCGAGAACGCCAUGAGCGCAGUGGUCACGGAAAGCCAGCACGAUUUGGCUUUGGCAGUCAAGUUUAAGCACCAGGACGUGGCCGACUGCGCCAUCCUCAAGACGCUGGAGCCGCCGACGCACGAGGAGCCCUACCACUAUCUCGGCUACAAGUUCUUUGUGAGGAAGUCGCCGACCGAAGGCCUCUUAUUUAAGCACCGCCACAGCGUCUACCUCGAGUUCAGUGGCAUCACCCAGUCGAGCAGAGGCGAACAACUGGGGUUCCACAUCAUGCACUCGGUCGAACUACCGGGAUUCCCGGAUCUGAGCAAUUUCAACUCGAUCCGCGCGCUGCAGUCGACGCGCUACAUCUACCGCCAGAAGAGUACGCACAUGGUGGAAGUCUUCAUGCUAGGAAACAUGGACAUUUCCGGCCACAUCUUCAAGCCGCUGGCCAACAUGUUCACUGUCGACAUGUUCUUCGGUGUCACGCGGCUACUGGAGCUGGCGGAGGUGCGUCGUCUCUCACAGAUGGCACAUAAACAACGCAGCUUCGGCUCCAGCACCGCUAUCCUCGGCGGCUCGACGUCUUGCAAGGUGUGCAAUCGCAGCGCAUCCAAGCAUAAGCUGAUCACCUGUCUGCUGUGCAGUCACGCAGUAUGCAAGAAGUGCACAAGCACAAAGCGCGUGUUUGUAAGUGACGACCAGGGCAUCCUAGGAGACUUUAUCAAGGUGCCAGGAUGCAGGGCGUGCGUGCGUCGGGCUAACACAGGCAGCUUCUUAUCGCCGCACCAGCGCGUCCUACGUACACCACCCAGUGAGCUCAAGUUCGACUUCCACAAGGCCAAGGCCAAGAAGUUCUCCAGGCCUCAGUCUCUAGCGACUACACCUCAAGCUACCAAGGCUCAGCGUGCAUCUAGCCAUAUGCGUUCCCCGUCACGACGUCGAGAAACGUUCCCUUCAAGAUCUCCGACCUCCCAGGUGCCGCACCAGUACGCGUCCACCAGCAUGCCGGCGAACUCAAAGCUCGACCAGCAAGAGGAGCUCGACGUAGCUGAGCCCAAUCUCAGUAGACGAUGGACGGAGCGUGCCGCAAACGGGCGGUCGUAUUCCGACCGAGGUUCCCGCAACGUCGAAGCCAAGCCGACCAGGCCUCGCGCAAGCACCCGCGUGUCGAUUCCUUCUCAGAGUGAGGGCCCCAUCUACGGCGCGCUGCCCCCCGAGCCGAGGACAAGCUUUGAUCGGCAGAUCCCGGCAGACAUGUCGCCAGCGCAGCGUGCGGUAAUGGCCCGCUUGUUCGAACUUAGCAAGAUCGCCGAGGACACCUCCACGAAGGCGCAUCUGAACGGCAUCUACUGCGAGCAGCACUGGCGAGAGGAGCUCAAGGUCGAGGUGGAGGCCAGUCGCUCUCAGGUUCGCCACCCACCUGUGAGAUCGAGGGUCUGA